CUCAACCUUUUUCACUUCCUUCUUUAUCAAUCGACAUUUUGUGGUUUUCUGUUUCGUGAUGAUUUCUUGAGUUGUACAUCAAAAUCUUUAGUAAUAUUAUUCGUGUUUAUUUAUGAAAAGCUGUUGUCUUUCCACUACAGACAGAGAUGAAUCAAGUUCCAGCGAAAUCUUCAUCAGAAUCUUCAUCAGAUGAUGAAGAAUGUGUUACCUACCAACUUGUAUCAUUUCCUGGUUAUAAAGAUGAAGACGGAAAAAAGCCAUAGACAUGGUUUUAGCUGACUGGAUUUCCUAUGAAAAGAAAACCAAAAAGUAUUUCACAAAGUUUCCUCCUCCGCCAUACGAUGCAAAAACGAAAAAAAACCUAAAGAAAUUGUUGCAAACUUUUUCAUCUCCACUAAACAGUUGGCCUGAAUAUGAAACAAAAUUUCAGGGUCAUGCAAAAACUUUUACUGAAGCCUGUCUUCGUAUGAACGAAUUGGAAACAAAUGAAUUCGCUUACAGUGGCAAUGAACAUUCGAAAAAAAUAAAAGCAACAAAGAAAGUAAUUCGAGAAAAAAAAGUGGUGGUCAACCCAGAAAAAGCGAAACAAAUAUUACAAGUUACCGACAUUACUGAGCAAAUCAGGAAUUUCUCCGAUACUGUUAGUCCAGGAACGUCAAGAUCUGUCGAGAAUAAGAUCGACCCGAAAUUGUCUAACAGAUCGACACAGGUUAAGACAAUGCUUCCAGAAACGUCAAAAACUACAGCGAAUAAGAUCGAUCAGAAAUUGUCAAACAGACCCACACAGUUUGAGACAAUUAAUUACACUUCGUCCAAAUCUUUGAUGGAACCGACACAACAAACAGAUAGUGACGAUGCCUUGAACAGCGAUGAUGAAAAUGAGUCUUUAAGGGACGGCGAGAAAUCACUGACUGGAGAAGAUUUUCAAAAAAAUCCGGAAAAUUUCUAUAAUAGCGAAAACCCCUGUCUCAGCGAAGAUGAAAAAAGUGAAAAAAAAUCGACAAAGAAAAUCUGAAAGAGAAUCUCGAAAAAGGAAGUAAAAAAAGACAAGGUUCUCAAAGUCGUUUGAAGCCACCUUCUGCUAAAAAGUUGAAAAGAGACGAUAUUGACGAAAAAAAUAAACAACAAGUUCUGGAUGUUUUUUCGCCACAAAUUUCUGCAGCUGAAAUAGAAAACCCUCUAUUGCUGCAAUCACGAAUACUCAAAGGAUUACACAUUAAUCAUAUAGACAACCAGGAAAUAAAGCGGGGCUUGAAAGAUAUUGAAAUUAUGAUGGUUUCAAAUGGAAGCGCCACUUUGAGUCUUC
Molecule: messenger RNA, 1306 nt
Organism: Leptopilina boulardi
Lineage: Eukaryota; Metazoa; Arthropoda; Insecta; Hymenoptera; Figitidae
Exons: 8
Coding region: 266-1015 (249 amino acids)
Source: RefSeq, a predicted model, not a curated record